CGUUUUACUUGUUGCUGAUAAAUUUGACAUCCAGAUGCAACUCAGGAAAAAGAAAAACAAAUAAUUUUCUGUAAUUUUCUCACAUAAUCUCAGAAUAAAGCGACAUUUAACGUAUUUCUUGUACAUAUUUUAAUCCUAAAACAUGAACAGACUAUUUGGAAGAGGAAAGGCCAAAGAGCCACCCCCGAACAUGACGGAUUGUAUCGCUGGAAUUGACAGCAGGGGUGAAUCUAUUGAAAAGAAAAUUGCUAAAUUAGAUCAGGAGCUGGUGAAAUAUAAAGAUCAGAUGAAAAAGAUGAGGGAUGGACCAUCAAAGAAUAUGGUAAAGCAGAAAGCUAUGAGAGUGCUGAAACAGAAAAAAAUGUAUGAACAACAGAAUGAGCAACUAAGGAACCAAUCUUUUAACCUUGAACAGGCUAAUUUCGGUAUACAGUCUAUAAAGGAUACAAAAACAACAGUAGAUGCAAUGAAAGUUGGAGUGAAGUCUUUUAAAAAAGAAUACAAAAACAUUAAUAUAGAUCAGAUUGAAGAUCUUCAAGAUGAGAUGGAAGAUUUUACUGAGCAGGCUAAUGAAAUCCAGGAGGUUAUGGGACGUAGUUAUGGGAUGCCUGACAUAGAUGAUGCUGACCUGGAUGCUGAAUUAGACGCAUUAGGUGAUGAGCUUGGGAUGGAUGCAGACACCUCCUAUCUCGAUGAGGUGAAUGCUCCAAGCGUUCCCACUAGGGUACCUGGAGCAGAUAGCGUCACUAAUAAGGAUGGAGUGCCAGUUGAUGAAUUUGGACUUCCCCAAAUCCCUGCCAGUUAGAACUAUUUAUGUUUAUCUUGUGUCCUUUUGUGUUAAAGACAUCAUACAUUAUGAUACAGAUAUGGACUCUAAGUGAAUUCAACAGUAAAUGGAUUAUCGUGGAUUGGCAAUACCAGUAGACAGGACAAUAUAUUCUAUGUACAUAUGUAUUAACUAUUACUCAAUAUCAAUGGAGAAUAUAUCAUAGGAGCAAUUGUCAAUGAGGCUGAGUUAGCAAACUAGUGAGAAUCCAACUUGAAUAACUGAAACACCAGGAGACUUGUAGAAGCCCAAGGGAAUGAUUCUUACAUGUAUGUUUUGCAUCAGCUCUUUCCCUUUGUUUUGGAUAAUACGAUUAUAAUUUGACAAGAUGUAAACAUCACUAAGUCUUAAGCUUUUUGAAAAGACCCGAUGCCUAUCGAAAGUGUUAAGUGAUUUUAUAUGAUUGUUAUAGACCUCAUACAUUGGUACAAUAUGCUUGAUGCAAGAUCUGGAAUUAAAUCUUAUCUUUUGUACAAAGAUUAAAAUAAAGUGUAAACUAGACAACAGCAACGCCAAAACGUAGCAAAUCCCAUCAAACAGCCAUGACUGG
This is a messenger RNA of Owenia fusiformis, 1376 nucleotides long. NCBI's taxonomy places the organism in Eukaryota, Metazoa, Annelida, Polychaeta, Sabellida, Oweniidae. The record is from the annotation of a GenBank genome assembly.